Brugia malayi is the source of this 1449-nucleotide messenger RNA. RefSeq lists its product as uncharacterized. The record is from RefSeq and is a predicted model, not a curated record. The transcript has 12 exons. Gene Ontology annotation, molecular function: protein binding. Bases 1 to 1449 code for a protein of 482 amino acids. NCBI's taxonomy places the organism in Eukaryota, Metazoa, Nematoda, Chromadorea, Rhabditida, Onchocercidae.
AUGAAUACAUCACUGCCAACAUCAAAUGCUACAAUAGCUAAAAAUGAUUGCUUUCAUUUAUCCAUUGCUGAACGUCGACUACGAAAUCGUAGCUUAUCAAGCUUACUCUGGACACCACCACUCUAUCCGGGUUAUUCAGCAAAACUUGACAAAUCUUUCAAAUCUAACUUUUGUCAGCAAUCAGUGUGGAAAUCUACAGCAUCCGAAAUAGCAACAUCAUCAAAUCUGCUACCAUCUAAUCCUGUCACCAAUAUAAAUUGUUAUCCCUCUUCAAUUCAAAAUGUCAUCGAAGCACCAUACCAAUUUAAGCAUCCAUCACAACAACAGCCGGCAGAAAAUGAGGAUAUAAGCUGGAACAGUUCGAAGCAAUAUACAAAUUCGAAGGAAUCAUCUGGUUAUGGUUCCGGAACAUCUGAGUCAGAUCUGGAAAAUGAACAACAAUCGAAAAAGAUUUUACAAACAAUAACUGCCUCUUCUAAAACAAUUAAUAACAAUCACUCUUUUACGAAUACAGCAAUGAGUGAUAAUUACAAUGAUAUUUUUAAACAACAGAAAGUUGAAUUUGCUGCUGAACGUGCAACAACACGUACGCCAAUAAGGCAACAACGUAAUCGUCAGCAUACGUUGGAAAAGAAUAGAAGACGAAGUGUUCCUGCUAAUCUUCGUAAUGCUUUUACAGAUGAAAUAGUACGCGUACUGGAAAUUAACGGUGUAUUUCAGUAUGAAACAGAUGCAGAUACCGGUAUACGGCGACCAAUAGUACGUGAACAAAGUAUUAAUCGACCGGAAUCAGUUAUUCAACUUGCACGAAAAUUUGCUGAAGCAAGCGCUGCACAAGAUAAACGAAUUUACAUAUCAAAUCAAAAAUUACUAGCAAGUGGACAAAAUCUGCUGCCAACAACAACAACCACGGAUUCAUCGCUGGUAACCAAUAAUUCAACUCAAAAAGAAAUCAGUUCUCAUCAUCACAAUCAUUCUCAUUUGCUCGAUACCUUUAACAAGAAACCAGGUGGAAUUGCUUGUCUAUACAACGAUAAAAUGUCGAAGGUUAAUGUUUUCAAGCAGAUGGAUCAAAUGCACCGAUCAAGUCAGCAGCAAACUGCGCGGUCAUUCAAUCCAUCAACAGUAAAAAAUGCGCUUUUACGAUGGUGUCAAAUUAAAUUGGAAAAUUAUCCUGUUCAAAUUACAAAUUUUUCAUCAUGUUGGGCUGAUGGAAUGGCAUUUUGCGCAUUGAUACAUCGAUUUGUGCCUGAUUCGUUUGAUUUUGAUAAAUUAAAUCCAAGAAAUCGACGAGAAAAUUUAGAGUUAGCAUUUAGGGUAGCCGAACAAAAUGGUAUUGUACCAUUGCUUGAAGUGGAUGAUAUGUUGCUAAUGGGUGAUCGACCCGACUGGAAAUGUAUUUUCACCUAUGUUCAGUCAUUUUACAAAGCAUUCAAAGACCAAUUGUGA